GUAGAGACACGGAGACCUGCGACUAGACAGAGACACUUCUCUUGAAGCUGCAUUUCACGAUGGACAUAUUACCGUGCACACGUGCCCAACAUUGGAUCAAACCUUUGUUUUUGCUUUAUCUUUUUGUAGCCAAAACACUUGGCGACUGUGACAAACCUGUGUUAGAAGGAAACAUCGUUCUAACCGAUGAAGCUCUUCUGAUGAAUAAAUACCCAGAUAACGUUGAAAUUUCUUUAACAUGUGCCAAUGGAUAUUUAAAAGACAGUGGAUCUGCAACCAUAAAAUGUAUUGAUGGGGCAUGGCAUGACCCAGAUCUAACCUGCAAAAAAAAGGAUUGUGGACCACCACCUCCACGGCCCCACAUGACUUUUGACACAAGCAUGGGCACCCUAUUUGGCGCUGUAGCUACUAUCAUAUGUGAGAAAGGCUUCUCAGUCAAUGGAACGGCUUAUAAGCAUUGCUACAAUACCGGCUGGACUGGGAAGUACACCAUAUGUGAAGUUGUAACAUGCGAUAUACCAGAGGAAAUAUCCAAUGGCAAACAUUUAUGGAAUUCAACAGAAUAUCCAGAAUAUGGAGAUUAUAUAUAUUAUUUAUGUGAUGGUGGAUACAGGCUGACUGGGAAAGAGGCCAUCAUGUGCAAUGAAAAUGGUGAAUUUGACUCCACUCCACCUCAGUGUCUCAGUGUCACUAAAGCGGAUGUAUUUACUACUAAAAUUGUGACAGCACCAACUUCAACCACUACACCUCCAACGCAAGAAACAUCAGCCUCUACAACCUCAGCAGGCACAACAAGGUCAGGUCCCAGAGACAGCACUCACACAGCCAGUGUCUCUCCAACUGUCUCUCUAUCCGCACGAGGUGAAGAUAAGUUCAAAGAUGCAGACAAUACCACCAAUACCAUAAGAUCAACCAUGCCACAUAAUUCUCAAGGAGAUCAAAAAGACGACGUAGUGGAUAUAAAAAAAAAUGUUGGAUACACACCUGUAAUAAUCAGUGUGGUGUGUGUUUCAUUAGUUGUGUGCAUAGCAGUACUUUUUAUUCACAAGUUGCUUAACAAGAGAAAGGGCUCUUAUGACACCAGAGAAGACCUGAAGCCGGAGUUAUUACAGUUCCAAAAUCUAUAGUUUGGCCUCUACCUCCAGCUCACGCCACCUAUCUGUUGGGGAGCAUCUGUGACCUAGGAAGGAUGUGCACACAGACUGUAGCAGGGCUUUGGGUGGAGAGUAACCACUCCAGCAUUAUUGCACUUGAAUGAGAAAGUCUUCAGCCUGCUCGGGACAUGUAUGGAAGUGCACUGACAAAAAGCACCUUUGUAAUAAUCUAUUUUAUUAACACAUCUGUAAAUAGUUGUUUGUACUUUAUUUAUAAUAAAC
Periophthalmus magnuspinnatus is the source of this 1376-nucleotide messenger RNA. Its product is annotated as membrane cofactor protein. The record is from RefSeq and is a predicted model, not a curated record. NCBI's taxonomy places the organism in Eukaryota, Metazoa, Chordata, Actinopteri, Gobiiformes, Gobiidae. The transcript has 13 exons. Bases 60 to 1127 code for a protein of 355 amino acids.